Messenger RNA from Sander lucioperca (pikeperch), 1315 nucleotides. RefSeq names its product SPRY domain containing 7b (gene spryd7b). Gene Ontology annotation, molecular function: protein binding. The transcript is spliced from 5 exons. NCBI's taxonomy places the organism in Eukaryota, Metazoa, Chordata, Actinopteri, Perciformes, Percidae. The record is from RefSeq and is a predicted model, not a curated record. Bases 88 to 678 code for a protein of 196 amino acids.
GCCUGACGUUUUAACGCCAAGCGCUCUUUGGUUUGAUGGUAUAUGAGUUUGUUUCCGGAUGUUGUUUAGCUAGUAUCGGGAGCAAGAAUGGCUGCGAUGUUUACGUGUUGUCUAGGCUGCUGCGGAGAUGGCGGGUCGGGGCACAUUCCCCUUAAAGAAAUGCCUACUGUUCAGUUAGAUACUCACCACAUGGGCACAGAUGUUGUCAUUGUGAAGAGCGGCCGGAGGAUAUGUGGCACUGGAGGCUGUCUGGCAAACGCUCCUCUGCACCAGAACAAAAGUUAUUUUGAGUUUAAGAUCCAGUCCACUGGUGUGUGGGGAAUAGGUGUGGCUACGCAGAAAGUGAAUCUCAAUCAAGUGCCUAUGGGCAGAGACACAAACAGCCUAGUCUUGAGGCAUGAUGGGUCUGUGUACCACAAUAACGAAGAGAAGAAUCGCCUACCCGCAAACAGCCUUCCUCAGGAGGGUGACAUUGUGGGCAUCACAUAUGACCACGUGGAGCUGAAUUUAUAUCUGAAUGGAAAGAACAUGCAUUGUCCUGCCUCAGGGAUCCGAGGCACUGUAUACCCUGUUGUUUAUGUGGAUGACAGUGCCAUCUUAGACUGCCAGUUUAGUGACUUCUAUCACACAGCUCCACAAGGAUUUGAGAAGAUCCUCUUUGAGCAACAAAUCUUCUAAAGGAGCACUUUAGCCUCAGCCCCUCUUUACUUUGUCACCCUCCCCUAUAUCUCAUAGCAACAUCUGUGACACUACAGUUUAACCUUGAUUUGAUAAUAUUAUGUGUGGCUUGAAUGCCUCUUGUUUUGUUUCCGCUGCUUACUCUGUCUCUCUACUGAUGCUCUGGAUCAACGUCUGAGUAUCCUUGGAGGAGUGGGGAUUUCUGAUCAUUGGUCGGCUAUGACUAUGCUGAUGUUUAACUAUCAAAUCAUUACCUUGUGUUAGUGGUAAUCACCCCGUGUUAACUGAAACACUUUCAAUUGCUGCUUACGUUGUCAAUCUGUUUGUAGAUGCCAGACAGUGGAUGUAAUGGUAAAUUGUUCCCAUUAUUCAGGAUCAGAAGCCAUGUUUGAUUGACAUUGCUAUAUACUUUACGUUUUUUUGAUUAUGUAAUCUCCUAAAUGCCGGCAUACUGACAUCUCAGCAUACACCCUAUAUUUAUUUGUAUUUAUUUAAGUCAAAAAUCAAGUAAUGUGUCUCUUUGGUAUGACAAAAGAUGUAAUGUUUUUUGGCCAGCAAGCGUUUGUGAAUGAAAGGAUCAGCUGCCAAUACUUAAACAUCAUUCAACAUUAUUUCAUUCACUUUUGUUGCCUUUUUU